This is a messenger RNA of Tachyglossus aculeatus (Australian echidna), 1111 nucleotides long. It is a transcript of the gene ARL11, whose product is annotated as ADP ribosylation factor like GTPase 11. The record is from RefSeq and is a predicted model, not a curated record. NCBI's taxonomy places the organism in Eukaryota, Metazoa, Chordata, Mammalia, Monotremata, Tachyglossidae. Gene Ontology annotation, molecular function: GTPase activity; GTP binding. The transcript has a single exon. Gene Ontology annotation, cellular component: cytoplasm. Gene Ontology annotation, biological process: vesicle-mediated transport; intracellular protein transport. Bases 1 to 552 code for a protein of 183 amino acids.
AUGGGCACCGCCCAUUCCAAAGCUCGGUGGAAGGCGGGCGCCCGGGUGGUGAUGAUGGGUCUUGACUCAGCAGGGAAGUCCACCCUCCUGUACAAACUGAAGAGCAACCAGCUGGUGAAGACCUCACCCACCGUGGGCUUCAACGUGGAGGCCCUGGAGAUACCCGGGCAGCUAUCCCUGACCCUGUGGGACAUCGGCGGUCAGGACCAGCUGCGCUGCCGCUGGAAGGAUUACCUGGAGGGCACCGACUCCCUCCUCUACGUGCUGGACAGCACAGACCCAGACCGGUUGUCCGACGCUCUGGCUGAACUGGAGAAAGUCCUGAAUGAUGCCAAUAUGGUGGGGGUCCCUUUCGUAGUCCUGGCCAACAAGCAGGAGGUGCCGGGGGCUCUGUCGCUCCUGGAGAUCAAGAGUCGGCUCAACCUGGAGCAGUUCAACAACCACAACUGGGAGCUGAGGGGCUGCAGUGCCCUCACAGGCGAGGGGUUGGCAGAGGCUUGGCAUGCCCUGAUCAGACUGCUCAAGUCCCCCAGGCGCAUGCCUCCACCAUGAGGAGCUGAAUCCAAGGGGCAGUAACAUAUGGCAUUGCUUUGUCUCUGUAACUUAUAGACAAUCUCGGUGAAAUUUGAAAUUAUGGGGAAGGUGGCGAGGGAGCAGUGCUUUCAUGCCAUCUCUACUGCAGCAGACUUAUAUGCUUGGACCCUGAAACCCACUCAAUUUUGCCAAGAUGAACAGGCAUUUCGGGGAUCUGGAAAGGCAGUGAAAGAGAAAUAGGAAAACAGAGUGGUGCUCCCUAAGGCAAGAAGGGGCUGGAGCAGAAGGGAACGUGGCAGUGGAGGCUCAGAGGGGAGGAACACUUCACCGUGCGCUGUGAGCGGGGUAGGGGUAAUUGGAUAUCAGUUGGGAGGGAAAAAAUGUGGCUCUGCUAAAGACUGGGGAAACCUUCCACUGGUACUAACUUGCUAUCCUCAAUUUGGUUCAGCUUCGUUAAUCAAGAAAUUCUUCUGUUCCUGGUUGUCAUCCUUUGUCCUCCCAAGAUUUCCCCUCAUUUGUGUGGCUAUUAAAAAUCAACUAUUUGGUGAAUUUUUUUAAAAAGCCCUUUACAUUUAUC